Neodiprion virginianus is the source of this 771-nucleotide messenger RNA. RefSeq lists its product as uncharacterized. The transcript has 4 exons. Bases 145 to 756 code for a protein of 203 amino acids. The record is from RefSeq and is a predicted model, not a curated record. Lineage: Eukaryota; Metazoa; Arthropoda; Insecta; Hymenoptera; Diprionidae.
CAACGGAUAACUGGCAGCGAAGUAGUCACUUCGUAUUAUUUCCUCCAAGCUCCUACGGUGUUUUCUUAAAUCCUCUCUGAACUUUACCGAAUAAAGUGCGCCGAAGUUUUUGGCGAAGCUCGUGUGCGACUCAAGGAUACGAUAAUGAUGAAAAUCAGUGAUGCGCUACUGGCUUUAACCAUACUUUCAGUCGCGGCUCUGGCGGAUCGUGACGACAGCGAUAGAAGAGACAAGAGACAAAUCUACUCACCGAUUUUGGUCGAGCCUUAUGGAGGAACGUUUAAGCUUAUCAUUGGUAUAGGUAUACCCAUCGCCAUACCCGGUCGUACUCUGGCCUACGGUCAAAACAUGCAGUUCCAGUACCCUCUUCCGACCAACGCCACCUUCUUCACGAAUUUGUUCUCGCCAUCGAGCACAACUCGCCGUCGCCGUCGCAGCUCUUCGCAUUACGAGAGGGAAAUCGCCUACAGUAUGUUGGAACAACAGUUUGACAGGAGCGGUGCCAACGGCAAGGAGUGCAUAAUGCGGGGCGUUUGCGAGGCUGCAGAGACUCCGCUUCACGAAGAAGGUCUGGUUGGAGAGCUUCUUCAUCUGCUAUUGACGCCCGAUUACGGCGGUAAUACUUCCAUUGACGAAGAUUACGUUAAUGCGAAGAAGGCCGGAAUACGAGGAGAGGAUUGCGCGGCAUUGUUUCCGGGCUGUCCGUACGGUCACGGGAUACUGGACCACGUGUCAAUUACAAAAUAUGUCAACUAGGUUAAUAAUAAUAAG